This is a messenger RNA of Penicillium antarcticum, 2295 nucleotides long. It is a transcript of the gene pakA, whose product is annotated as mitogen-activated protein kinase kinase kinase kinase STE20. Bases 1 to 2295 code for a protein of 764 amino acids. NCBI's taxonomy places the organism in Eukaryota, Fungi, Ascomycota, Eurotiomycetes, Eurotiales, Aspergillaceae. Gene Ontology annotation, molecular function: protein serine/threonine kinase activity; ATP binding. Gene Ontology annotation, biological process: intracellular signal transduction; regulation of MAPK cascade; protein phosphorylation. Gene Ontology annotation, cellular component: cytoplasm. The record is from RefSeq and is a predicted model, not a curated record. The transcript is spliced from 4 exons.
AUGAAUCAGGACAAUUUCCCAUUGAAAUUCCGCCGAGCUCAUCAAAGCACCACAUCGCUCAAACGCACCCCCUCCGCCCCCGUCUAUCCCCGUUCCUCACCCAGCGGGAGUCGCGAGCAUAAUCGGUCGCGAUCCAACGCACAAUUCGGCUCCUCCUCAUCGUCACUGGAACAGAACAGUGGCGGGCCGUCGCCCUCUAACGACGAAUCCAGCGGCUUUUUCUCCAACUUCACCUCUCGGUCCCGCACUCGCAGCUCGAACCGCUUCUCCUACAACGAGCAAAGCUCAGAUGAACUAGGCGCCCCUUACGAAACGCGGGGCAUGCUCAGUGCAUUGGAUGAGAACAGCGCUGAAUCAGAUCCUCAUUCCCAGCAAGCCCCCGGUCCCCAAUCUCAACACGCCAGCCCCGAUAACCGCGGACGCCACUCACUCCGCCAGUCAGCCAGUUUCACCACGCUCACCCAACGAAUGGAUCCUUUUGCUCAUCGCGAGACGGAGCGGGCGGCGAAUGCCAAACGAUAUUCCGAUGAUGGCAACGCGCCGCCGGCCCCGCGAACGAGACAGAGCAAGAAGGCGAGCUUCUCCAGGUUCGUGGACAGUAUGCUUGGCUCCCCCGGUCGCAACAUGAAAAUUUCAGCCCCUGAGAAUCCAGUCCACGUUACCCACGUUGGUUACGAUAAUCAAACUGGUCAAUUCACUGGUCUUCCCAAGGAAUGGCAGCGGUUACUUCAGGAGAAUGGUAUCUCCAAAAAGGAGCAGGAGGAGCACCCGCAAACCAUGAUGGACAUCAUGCGCUUCUACGAGAAGAACACCCGUGGCGAUAGCGACGAUGAAGUCUGGCACAAAUUCGACAAUGCGCAAGCGACGCAAGCGACGAGUCCAAGAGGACCGUCUCCUCCGGGCAGCCCACGAUUCCCGCAAAACCACGAGAGCAGUUUCGAGAAUCCGCGGGCACCACCACCAAUUCCACGCGGGCCUCCAGCAGGCACACCGAGCAUGUCCCCAUCACUGGGCGGUAUGGUGCCGCAUCGCGCUCCUCCUAAGCCCCCAGGCAUGACCCCAUCCCGUCCUCCUCCGCAACCCCCGGUCUCGAAUUCCUACGGUGCCCCGCAAAGACCCCAGCUAGAAACCUACGGUUCUUCAUUUGGUACUCCGACGAUACCAGAAACCGAGACAUUGCCUUCACCGCAUCGCAGUCCCUCCACCUCCCGAAACGGGACGCCUGCGUCCAACGCACCGAAUGUUAUCGCAUCCCCGACACAAUACCAGCGACAGCAGGAGCAGGUUAUGGCCGCAGCCCAGCAGGCACUGGAUCGCAAUCGCAGCCAGCGCCAACAGGCACAGCAGCCUCCGGCCAUCUCCACCUCAACCACUGCCCCGGCACCCGAUCUGUCGUCUGGUGUGUCGCCUUCUACGCGCGCUCCCCCGGCUGCUCGACCCCGACAGCGCCAGCGCCAAAGCACUGCUAUGGAUAUCCGGUCGCGUUUGAUGUCCAUCUGUCGCGAAGGCGAUCCUACGCAAAUCUAUUACAACCUCAACAAGAUUGGUCAAGGUGCUUCGGGUGGAGUGUUUACCGCGUAUGAACUUCCUGACAACAAUUGUGUUGCGAUCAAGCAGAUGAACUUGGAUUUGCAACCCAAGAAGGACCUAAUUAUCAACGAAAUCCUCGUUAUGAAGGACAGCAAGCACAAGAACAUUGUCAACUUCCUCGAGAGCUACCUGCACGGAUUGGAUCUUUGGGUUGUUAUGGAAUACAUGGAAGGUGGCAGUCUCACAGAUGUGGUCACUUUCAACAUUAUGAGCGAAGCACAGAUCGCCGCAGUCUGUCGAGAGGUGAGUUACAGUACCGGUGAAGCUGACUUCGGCUUCUGUGCCCAAAUCAACGAGUCGCAUAACAAGCGGAACACCAUGGUCGGUACCCCAUACUGGAUGGCUCCCGAGGUCGUUACUCGUAAAGAGUACGGCCGCAAGGUCGACAUCUGGAGUUUGGGUAUCAUGGCCAUUGAGAUGAUCGAGGGCGAGCCACCAUACUUGACCGAGUCGCCAUUGCGUGCGCUGUAUCUCAUUGCCACCAAUGGAACACCAACAAUCAAAGAUGAACACAACCUCACCCCUAUCUUCCGCGAGUUCCUUCACUUCGCUCUUAAGGUCGACCCCGAGAAGCGGGCGUCGGCACACGACCUCUUGAAGCACCCAUUCAUGUCCUUCUGUGCACCCCUUUCGCACCUCGCCCCCUUGGUCAAGGCUGCUCGCGCCAGUCGCGCCCAAGAAAAGGCCCAAAAAGGAGGCGCUUGA